This is a messenger RNA of Penicillium chermesinum, 594 nucleotides long. RefSeq lists its product as uncharacterized. Gene Ontology annotation, biological process: transmembrane transport. Bases 1 to 594 code for a protein of 197 amino acids. The transcript has 3 exons. The record is from RefSeq and is a predicted model, not a curated record. Gene Ontology annotation, molecular function: transmembrane transporter activity. NCBI's taxonomy places the organism in Eukaryota, Fungi, Ascomycota, Eurotiomycetes, Eurotiales, Aspergillaceae.
AUGGUGCUUCUGGAUCAAUCUGCCCAUAUCCAGUCUUGUUUUCUUUCUUCUGCUCUUUACCUCAAACUCGAAAUACCACAGACGCCGAUGUGGACUGGAAUCAAGGCUGUCAAUUGGACAGGAUCUUUAUUUGUCAUUGGAAGCCCCAUAAUGUUACUACUUGGCCUCGACUUCGGCGUGACCCAUCCCUGGGACUCCGCUACCGUCCUCUGCCUAAUUAUUUUCAGCGUAGUGACAGCCGCUCUGUUCGUUUUUAAUGAGUGGAAAUUACUGAAGUAUCCAAUUGUCCCGCUGGUCGGGAAUUGCUUCAUUCUUAGUGGUUUCUGCCACGGCUUUAUUUUCCUAGGUCGGUCCUAUUACCUGCCACUCUAUUUCCAAGGUGUUCUCGGCGUGAGUCCUAUCAUGUCGGGCGUUUAUCCGCUACCCCUUAUCAUCUCGAUAUCGAUAUCUGCUGCCUUGACGGGAGUUUUCAUUCAGAAAAGAGGCGAGUAUAUACCCGCGAUGUGGGCGGGCUUGGUUCUCUUGACACUAGGCGUAGGCCUACUUGUCAGACUCGACGGAACUGCCAACUGGGGCAAGAUCAUUGGAUUUUAA